AUGGGGGGAGUUGGGCACUAUAAAGAUAUCAGCGAGGACAGCCUGUCCCUCUUCUACUUGCUGGAACCCAAGAUAGAGAUCCUUGUCCUAGGCACAGGGGACCGUGUGGAGAGGCUUGACCCCCGCAUCCUGGGGUUCAUGAAGAAGAGGAUCGCAGUGGAGGUGCAGGACACGGCCAAUGCCUGCGCCACCUUCAACUUCCUGACCAGCGAGCGACGAAUCACAGCGGCCAGGCUGAUCCCGCCCCCCCAGCGCAGGACAGUGAGUAGAGCGGGACUACCACACAGGAAGUGA
Messenger RNA from Polyodon spathula (Mississippi paddlefish), 294 nucleotides. It is a transcript of the gene ndufaf3, whose product is annotated as NADH:ubiquinone oxidoreductase complex assembly factor. Gene Ontology annotation, cellular component: mitochondrial inner membrane. The coding region runs from base 1 to 294 and encodes 97 amino acids. Gene Ontology annotation, biological process: mitochondrial respiratory chain complex I assembly. NCBI's taxonomy places the organism in Eukaryota, Metazoa, Chordata, Actinopteri, Acipenseriformes, Polyodontidae. The record is from RefSeq and is a predicted model, not a curated record. The transcript is spliced from 4 exons.